Marasmius oreades (fairy-ring Marasmius) is the source of this 1661-nucleotide messenger RNA. RefSeq lists its product as uncharacterized. The transcript has 3 exons. Lineage: Eukaryota; Fungi; Basidiomycota; Agaricomycetes; Agaricales; Marasmiaceae. The coding region runs from base 405 to 1289 and encodes 294 amino acids. The record is from RefSeq and is a predicted model, not a curated record.
CCUCUCGAAGCCGUUCCAAUACGUUUUCUUUUUUUUCUUCGGGUACCUUUUCACGCAUGGCCUAAUCGUCUCAGCACUCCCUGAUAUGAUGUUCGUGACUAUCUAUCUGAUCCCUCUGAUUUAUGUAUUACGGGGCCCGUGAACAGCCUGCGAAUUCGCCGAGUGUCACGCCUAUGAUCAGCUUCACGAUGAAUACCGACCAAGAUCAGUUUUCUUCGCGCUUCCGUCCUCCGGAGUGAUUCAAUGCCCGGUUCCUGUUCAUCCAUGAUCAUCAAAUCACGAUUUGGACGCUUUUUGGUACAUUGGAACCUCAACUCGAACCUCACAGUUGGAGAAAAGCCGCCAGCGGGCUGGAGAGCAUAUAAUAUUGCGAGUAUGAAGGCCGUCUCCCCCAAGAAUAUCCAAUGUCGGAUACGCCUUCUGCUCCCAUAGCCAACCAGACUGGCGGAAAUCCUAACGCACCUCAGGAGCCGCCAGAGCUGUUUGUUUUGGAACAUUAUGACUUUGCGGGCAUCCAACUAUCGGAAAUUCUGUAUGGGAUCACCAUCGUCCUCUUCUUCCGAUGUAUGCUCGCCCUCCUUCGUCCACGAAAUGGUCGGAAACCCAGCUACUUGCUGGCUCUUUAUACCUUUGUCUUGUUUGGUCUUGGAACGAUAUUCACGGCGCUCAACGGUCGGCUUCUACAAUUGAGUUUCAUCGACAACAGAGCCUUCGAAGGAGGACCCGAGGCAUAUUGGUUAUCGAUCUAUUCGACCUCGAUGCCGCUAACGGCUAACACCGUAUUUAUUAUCGCGAAUUGGCUUGCAGAUGGACUGCUUCUCUUCCGUUGUAAGGUGGUAUGGCAAGAGAAGUACUGGAUUUUGGCUUUCCCAGUCUUACUCGCGUUCGGAGAUCUGGCUAUGGGCUCCCUCUACCUCUACCAGCUCUCUCAACCAAAUGCCAACCUGUUCACAAAGCAAGCGGUUGAUUUCGGUCUACCUUAUUUUGUCCUAUCCACUUCCCUCAACGUAUUGUUAACCAUUCUCCUUUGCUCUCGGUUAAUCUUCCACCAGCGGUGGAUCGCAAAAACCCUUUUGCGAACUCAAGUUCCAUACAUGUCCAUCGUGGCCAUGCUCAUCGAGAGUUCAGCUAUCUAUGCAGCCUGUUCCAUCAUUUUUAUCGGGACCUACGGCGCCGGCAAUAUUGCAUCCUCGAUCUUCCUACCAGUCUUGGCCCAAACACAGGUGGGUUUAUCAACAUUAUACACUUGCGUGGUCUUUUUUCUUGAUUCCAUACAAUUUCGUUUCUAGAUUAUUGCCCCCCUCCUCAUCAUCUCACGAGUGGCGAGACGGAAGGCGUGGACUUCAAAAAAUUCCAUUUCCGUUUUGCGUGCAACGAGUGACGCGGCGGGAUCGUCAACGUAUAUCGACUCGCUUGAAGGUUCGGGCCCUAAGUUUGCGACACCGCCGACGUUCUCGACCUUACAGAAUUCCGUCGGGACGAUAGAUAAUUAGCUCUGUCCCAUUACACAUAUUCUUUCUCAAUUUCUUACCGGGUCCCAGCCUAUCCUAGCUCGUUGAUUGCGCAAGUUCUUGGAGUAUUUCUAGUUCCCUCUACCUCGUUAUAUAUAUAUUAUCUCAUGUUAAAAGUUAAAACUAACAGACUUGGAGUCUCCAGUGCGA